AGACUAGUAUCUGAGCUGUUACAGAAGAGGCAAGGGGGGAGGGAGCAGAGAUGUUCAUGGGUUACAGUUAAAUACCCACAGUGGGAUUUUAUCUACAUCACAUGGUGUAUGAAACAUCACCCACCUCUUCCUUUUUGUAGACCUUGUCUUGAUAGUUUUUCAACUCAGGCACGCCAACUUCUCAACAGAGACACAACUUGAUCUUUCAGAGAACUUCUGCUGUGGUAAGACAAAUUUUGAUUAAGACUUUUAACUUGAAUGCACAACUUUUGUUAACAUGAAUCUUGAACAAAAAUGUCAUUUAUUCGACAAAUUCAAUUCUCACUUACAAAAGCAAGCAAUUAAAUGGUGCCUGGAAAUGAUCUGUUCCUAAAACUUCAGUUUGUUUUCCUUUUUUCCUUUUUUUUUCUUUUUCAAUUUUUUGUUGUUGUUGUUGUUGGCCUACACUCAUUCUGUGCAUUUAUUUAAAAAUAAUACUUAAGUAUGUCAGUGUGAACAAGAUUAAUUUGGUAUUUUGUCAGAUCAGUUUGUUAAAGUUCUAAAGUUCUAUAAUUUGGGGGUUUAAUAAAAGAGACAGUCUGUGUUUUUUUUAAGUUUUGUCAAUAUUGAAUUCCAUAUCACCCUAUCUGUUAAGUAGUUUUCAUGAUAAGUUUAAAAAGUUAGCAUCUUAUCUUCCCCAGUUUUGACAUGGGACAUCUUAUCACGAUUCUUACCAUGCUUUGAAGAGAUGCUUCAAGUUCCCAAACAUUUAUUACUGUGCACCAAAUUAAGUGCUGAACAUAGACAGACACAACCUUGAGUGUCUUACUAUGUUUAAAAAUAGACAUUUAAAAAAAUAUAUUUAUAAAGCUAUCUUCCAAACUCUUCUAUUUUCUCUCACUUGGACUUUCAAUGAACUACCCCUGGUAUUGCCGGUGUGGUCUUUAAUGAAGUCAGGGGUAAACCAACAUUGGCCAGACUCCAUCUUUAACUGGUACUGCACAAGUCUGGUUGAACAAAGAUCAACCGCAAUGGGAGAAAUGUUUGCCAGAAACUGAAACCUUUGACACUGGGCUUUUGCAAACUACAGAGCUCCUUCUUUUUGUGAAGAUAAAGAACACGCACACUCACACUCACACACACACGCACACACAGUAGCAGGCAGCGUGCAUCUACUGUAUGCCCUUUGACCUGGCCUCUGCAAAAACGUUUCCCUUGAAUUUAAUAAGCUCUCUGCAUUACUCCUCAAUCAUAAUCGUGAAAUGUUUGUAUAAAAAGAAAAGAAAGCUCAGUGUUGUUGAAAAUGGAAAGAGAAAGUUCAAACAACCUCACAGUCCACUUUCUCUCCACAGAAGGUGGAAAAACUCACAUAAAAUUAGCAUACCAAUAUUUUUUUCAGGGCUUGACAAUCUUUGCCUGUCCCACGGUUCCUCUACUGAUAGGAUCAUAAAGCACAAAGGCUUCAGUGAUAGCAGCGCUGACAUGCUUAAUCUUUCAGCUUGAAAUGAUCAACUGUGAGUGGAUUUAGUUAAAAUCAGCAGGCUUUGAAGUCACUGUUUUAUUUGUUUGCUUUACUCAGAGCACAAUGCCUGCAACACUUUAUUGGCCAUAAAGUCUGGGUUUAUGACAUCUGAAGGCAUUUUCUCAUUUACAAGGGGUUUAUUAAUAAAGUGGAAGCCAUGUAAUUAAUCAUUUUGUUUAACAGAAACGUGCAUUUGUGCAUGCUGCUUUGAUGGCAACUUAAUAUUUAAAAUCAGCCUGAAAUGCAAAGCCUUUAAUUUAUUGAUCAUAUACAGCACUGAUGCUUGGGUGUGAUACUGGAUGCAGAACAGGCUGCUGCCAAGCAACCGCAUGCAAAGUGUAUUACACACCCUACUCUAUGUGCGGCAUCAUGGUCACACAGCCACACACAAAUUAUGUUGCACAUACUCUGCAUUCCCCAUGCAUUCCUGAACCUACAUCUCAUUAUAGGUUUCUGUGGUUUCCUAUUAGAUUCAGUGGGAAACAUUUUGGCUGCCUUGUUGAAGCGGUUUUGCAUAUGGCAUAUUGAUUUUUUUGAUGCUAACAAGCACUAAUGGCACUUUCAAAGGCUCUCAGGGUCGCACAAAAGCUGGCGCCAAGAACUGUUUGCCCAUCCCAGAAUCCUCUAGGGGGCUGAAAAAGACCUGAUGAUAGUGUAGUCAGCUUUUAGUGAGACAUCCAAAGGUUUCCUUCAAUUCAUGUAUCUUCCUGUUUUCAGCCCUCAGGGAAAUGUGUCAAUUAGACAGAUGAAAGAAAGUUGUAUAACUGUAGACUGUAAAUAAUUUGAUUGCAAAAUCUACCUUUAGAGAAAAGCACACAGAACAUCACAGCUCAUUAAAAUGGAUUUAAAAAUAAGUGGAUUUAUAUAAGUGAGUCGAUUACAAAUCAUCUCCACCUUGUUCAAGUAAGAAAUGCAUGUUUAUAGAAUUGAAUGUAUGUCUGAUGUAAGCCCCAAAUAAGCCCUAAAAACUACUAAGACUUUUACCAGAUGUGGUGUAAAUCUGCCAUGGUGCCAUGAUGUGAAGUAAAAUAAUGGCAAAGUUUGUUUUACACAUGAAACCAACACUAAUUUGUCUUCAAUUGUGUGUUAUCUCAGUUUGUUUUACGUAACACGUGUACACAUUCCAAACAAGCCUGGGACCAACAUUAAGUCCUCACAGCUGUAACACUAGGUCCAUGUGAGUAAGACUCAAAGUGCACGAUUAAACAAAAGAACUAAUUGUUUUUAAGGUAACAUGAGACACUUUCAACCAGCUUGACGUAAUUUGAAGAAACAAAAAACAACCAACCACACUGUGAGUUGAUUUUCAUUUCUUCCUGUCUACGUGUAAACACAAGUGUGUAACAGGCUUUGUUGUGGUGCAGUUAAGCCCUCAGAUGCAGUUUGUCUACUUCUGGAAAACAACCAGGCCUUUGAAAAUGUGCCGAACAGCAACGCACAAAUGCAUUUUCACACAACAUUGUGCAUUGCUCUGAGUAUAUUUGUUCAUUUUCAGUUUGUUUCUCAGUAUCUUAAAGUUUAAUAAGAAGUUAAUGAUAAUACAGGGGAUUGAAAGAGUAAUAAUGAAGGCUUUGACUUGAUACAUAGAGCCAAACCACAUUGAGGCUGCAUAUUUGGCUCAAAAAUGAAUGUCCUGCCCUGCAUGUGCAUCCACUAAAGUACUCCUACUUCCCAUUUUUUUUUACACUGUACACUUCAGUUUGCAGGACAAACAAUGACAGGAAACUUGCUAGAAAAAUGACAAAAAUGUCUUUGUAUGCAGGACCAUCCCAUGAAAAUUUAUCUUGUACUGUUUCAGUUUUGAUUUCUCUCCAGCAAAUGAGUGGAUUGCUGAAGGGGAGUUUUGAGGCUAAUGAUGGCAGCCACCACAAUGGAAAUAUUGACUCUACAUGCAAAACUUGUGAAAUUUUCAUGAUAUCUUGAUGUAAUGGAAACUAAAAUGACCUUAAAUCCAGUGUUUGACAGAGAAAUGAGCUAUUCAGACUAAAACACUUUCUGUACCAGACUUCAAACAUUAUUCUUGCUGUAAAGAUUGGCAUUUUAGAAUGGGUGUGUAUGUGGUUUUCUGAGUUUUUAAAGACAGCCUCAAGUGGACACUCAAGUGAACUGCAAUCUUAAACUCCUCCUUACAUAAAGCCUUCAUAGUCUCUGUGCACUCAUAAAAAAGGGAAGUUUGAAAAGCAAUACCUAAUUUAAUCAGUGUUAUUGAUACAUUGAUCCACUUACUUGUGGUUAUCUAGUGGUUCAUUUACUGGACAAAGGGCAAAAUCAUAACUGGAGUAUCAGGAAUCCUAUAAACCUUUUUAGAUUACAUUUAUUUUCCCUGUUUAUCCCACUAUAACAACAUGAUACACUCAUGGUAAUCCCAUUAAAUCCAUCAAUAUCCCACUUUGCUGGAAGCAAGUCAAAAACAGUAUGACGGGACGUGCAAAGUAUUAAGGACAGGCCUCUUGGGACAGCAUCUUAGCCUAGUGGAGACAACAUGUGUAUACUUCCUGUUAGUGUCUCUGUCAGUGCUCUUCACAUAACUGCACUUCCUGCCAGGAUGAGCCAGAUCUCUCUGUCUAUUUCUGUUUCAGUGUCAGUCUCUCCAUCUCUGCCCCAUGCUGUCACUGUCUGUUUGUGUGGGUGUUAUAUACGUGAUGUAUCUGAGCUGUUACAUUCACGUCAUAUGUUCUACAUGGCCAUCCUAAAAACACACUUAUUAAACCUUAAACUGCUUUGCAUUGAAACAGCAAAGGAUUAUGGCGGUUUAUUAGCAUAUAAGUCUCAUUUUGGUAACUGCUAAGUAAUAAAUGAUAAGAUUAGCUCGAGGCAGCCUCGCUUGACUCUAAAUAGAAAUGCACAUAUAGAAAAUGGAUGGGUGAAUAGAGACCAAUUUUCAGCACCAGUGGUUUCUCAACAUUCUCAGUCUGAAAAGGGUUUUAUAAGAACCAUUUAGCUUUGUAGUAGGUGAAGUAAAAAGUAUAUUGACUGGGUUAUUCCUAGGGUUAGGUUGAGCUGAGGUUGGGAGGUUUGGUUUGGUUUGGGUUUAAGUUUGAGUUUAGGCCGUUAGUUUCUUUUGGAGUGCGGUUAAGAUAAGGGUUGGGUGACAUAGUGUGUUAGAAUUUGUGUUUUUCCUUUUCUCUUUGCACAAUAUGCUUUGAUGCAGUUCAAUAUUUAAGUGUUCUUAAACACACAAACACCCUGUUAUGAGGACUAUCUCUAAAUGUACCUCUCCUCUCUUUUUACUUUUCAGGAUGAAGAAAAAAAUGAAUCGCCCCACUCUGGCAUUGCCUUUCCAUUUCUGAUUCAUCUGGAAUAAAUGACCUCACACCAACUGACCAUGAUGAAUGCCUCAGCCAAGCCCCCAACCAACUACACCCCUCUGUGCUACUCCAUCAACAACCCUCCAUUCAAACUCCCGCCCACCAUUGCCUCAGCCUACUUUUCAUCCAUUUUCGGCACUCUGGGACUCACCUCUAAUCUCAUUGCCUUUGUUGUUCUUCUCAAGUCCUUCCGAAAGACCCAUAGCCGCUCUCGCUCCUCCUUCCUGAUCUUCCUGGGUGGCCUGGUCAUCACAGACUUCAUGGGUCUGCUGGUCACCAGCUCUAUUGUGAUCCCCUUCCAUCUCACACACUUUAACUGGCGCAAAUUAGAUCCAGACUGCCAUUUCUGCAACUUUAUGGGUAUGUCCAUGGUCUUCUAUGGUCUGUGCCCACUCCUGCUUGGUGCCACCAUGGCAGUGGAGCGCUUCAUUGGCAUCAACCAUCCAUUCGCUCGCUCCACCAGCAUGCCAAAGAGCCGCACAGUCUCCAUGGUGCUGAUGGUGUGGUUUACUGCUGGUUGCAUAGCUUUGCUGCCUAUCACAGGUGUUGGGAGCUACCAUAUACAGAUGCCAGGUUCCUGGUGUUUCUUAAACAUCAGCUCAGAGGGAAAUGACCUGAUCUUCUCCUUGCUCUUCUCUCUGGUGGGGUUGAUAAGCCUCGCAGUGUCCUUUAUACUGAACACUGUGAGCGUGGUGACACUGAUCAAGGUGUGCUGUGGACAGGACGGUUCCCAGCGUCGCAGAGACCACGAAAUAGAGAUGAUGGCUCAGCUUAUCCUCAUCAUGGUCAUUGCUUCAAUCUGCUGGUGCCCUCUCUUGGUAUGUUUCCUUUUUUGACUCAGUGUGUCCUGUCCUGAAAUUCCUGUUCUCUAAGCUGCAUUUACAAACUUUACAUACAAUCAUUCAUGACUAAGAUCAAAGCAAAGGACCCAAGCGUCUGUGAAAUUAUGACUUUCUAAAUUAUCUGAGAGCACUCAACCCUGUCCCCCAUCUAGUUCAAUCCACUAUCAGCAUUGCUCUACAACUCUUUGAACCAUACCAUUGCAUCACGAGGCCCUUUCCUUUCUGUUUCCUGAUGAUAUGCCUCAUUUCUUCUCAGAAAUGCAGCUUCCUUAUUCGCUCAUCUGAAAGAUUUCUGGUCUUACUCUGGAUCAGAGGGCCUCUUAAUGCCUUAUGGUUCAUUGAGAUGAAGCAUCAGCUUUACAAAGUGGUUGGAAUCAAUGCCUUAAUAGGAAAUAUCCAUCUUGUUUUAAAGCAAAUUUCACUUUUGUCAGAUAUUGGUUUUGUUGUUUUUCAAAUUACAUUUUUUGAGGAAAUUGCUGGAAUUGCAACAUGAUCAGGUCCAACAGGGCAACAGACAAGAGUGGUCAUAUGCCAUUUAAAACUAAAUCCCAGAUAGCUUCACGUAAGAUUAAACUUUAAGCUAUAGCUUUCAAUCCUAAACCUGUUCUUAGACCCAGUUUACUGAUUUUCAGAUUAAUCUUUUAUUCACAAACAGUAAAACUCUCUGACUAUUUGUUCAUUGUCCCAUUGGCCAUAAUUUUAGGAUGUAGCUUUUUAUGCGUUAUGACCAAAAUACAAGCCAAAAAGAAAAUAAAGAAAAAGGUAUUAAGUACUGUUUUCCUUCAAAUCAACAUUAGCUGACUAAGUUUGAGAGUUAUUAUAAAGCCUAAAACUAAUGAAGCAAAAUGAAGAAUUAAAUACUACCUUCUUACUCUAGAUUAAUGACACCUCCUUAUUUAUCUAUUGUGUCUUAGUUAUAAUUAUGUUUUUUUCAUGGAUUAAGAUUAAAUUCCCUUUUAUGUUUUCAGUUCUUUUUCUUCUAGUACCUUGUAGUCUAUGUGUUGCUUUCGCCUUUGCCACCUUUAACACUGUCAGCUUUGUCAGCAUCUCUUCUUGGGGAUAACCAAGAGUUUAAUUUUCUGAUCACAGAGGCUUUCGGAUUUAGGAAUAGAGGGUGGCCCAUGUUUUCCUGCAGAUCUGUCUAAUCUCAGUUGUGUGACACUGUACAGAUUUAUAUUCUGGUGAACGUGGCGACUGCUGCUCCUGUCACCGCUGAAUUUCUUUUGUUCGCCAUACGAAUGGCCACCUGCAAUCAGAUUCUUGACCCCUGGAUUUACAUCAUGUGUCAAGUGUCCCGACUAAGGCGAGUAAAAAGUAAAUCAAAAAGACCUAUAAAGUUUUUAACAAUCACACAGCUCCCCAUAGUAACUGCUAACUUUGUGCUGUGGUUGGCCGGCUACCUCAGCCUGUUCCAAACAUCUGCCAACGACAUUCCUGGAAAGAAUCAUUUGCACAUCACAGUCCAUCCCCUGAGCUUCCAAAACAUUAACCUUGAGCUAAAAUUACCAUAUGGGAAAUGCCUCACAGUGCGGACGGAGUCCCAUCUUGGUUUGGCUGCUGCUACAUUCACUCUAUUCCAUUUACUGUCAAGUAACAUUUCAUUAGAUACUUUCAGCCCUUUGUUGUGUUUGUAUUUUCCUCUUGUGCUGGCUUUCAAUCCUCUUUAACCAACGUAGAUUCUUACUCCUCUUAACACUGAUGUGUAAUCUGAAGAUUGUGGAGUUGCUUGGUUACUCGAACAUUUCUUUAAGGCAGAGCUGCAAGAAAUCUUCACCACUAAGAGUUAAAUCUAGAGAAAUAGGCUGUGGCCUGUAAGAUACAGCCACAGUAACUUAUCUACUUUCAGCCUGAAAUAUUUUUUUCUCUCUUAAAGUGAGAAUAAAUGCUUCCCUCUGUGAAAGGGGAAGAUAACAAUGAAGCCAACUCGCAUCUUGGAAAACUCUUUAGUUGUCACAGUCCCUGGAGCACCUCUGCCUCUGAGAAAAGUCUGCCUAAUUAAAACAAAGGCUUUGCACUUCAUCAUAACACUUGCAUGCAACAGUUUUAUCACAUUUCAGGAUUGAGGAUUCUGUCUUCCUUGCGCAUGCAAUUUUUGGAUGUUAACCACAAGAGAAGAGCGUCUGAGAUAAUUCAAAUUUGGAUCAGAGACAACAAUAAGCCAAUUUGUCAUUCCUAAAGGAGCUUGUUAGCAUGUGUUGCCCCCUCAAGAGACUGUUGGGCUAAUAAGGCUAUGCCUCAUGUAAUAUUCCCAGCUUUGCUAAAAUAGGGGGAUAAUUGUGUUGCUGUUGCCACUGCCUCAUGAGGGACACAGAAAAUUAGCCAUUCUCUCAAUGGACUAUACAAAUGUGUGUGUGUAUGCGCAUAUUGGCCAAUUGGAAUAUUAACCAAUUUUGUCUGUUCUCACUUGUUUCUGAUUCCUAAUCUUUCGUUUCUACUGGUUUAACUUUAAACUGUGGUCACUUUUCUAAUUGACUUCCUCUCUUCUUUCCUCAUUUUUCCCCAUCGCACUUUUCUCCAUUUUCAUUUCUUUCCUUUUUUCCUCUUUGCACUCUAUCCCUGUCCCUUUCUCCAUCCCAUGACCUCCAGGUCUUUAUUGCACAAACUGUGCUGUCAGGAGGUCCUCUUCAGGUCCGGUACCUACUGCUGUGGCUACGCUUCGCCACCUGGAACCAGAUCCUGGACCCCUGGGUAUACAUAUUGUUCCGAAGGGCAGUUCUCAAGAAGAUCUACCCGCGCUUUGACUGGUCUCGGGGCUCCAUCAUGAGUUUGUACCCAUCCCUGGGUGAGACAGUCCGCAGGUUCACUCGUGCUUCACUUGGGAACGUCCUGAGCUCCGAUGACACAGCAGAAGAAGAGAAAUCAAAUGCAACAGGGACUUCUGCUUUGAAGCUUCCUUCUCCUUCCCAGUGAUUGUUGGACUUGAGUUGCGGAAUGAGGGAAAUUAUUUGGAUGAUGGAUUGUGUUCAAAAGGCAAUUUUUCAUUUAAUCUGUGACUAAGACAAGAAGCAGUAUUGCACUUAUAUUUUUACAGUUUAAAUGGCGUAUUAUUGAUUUUUAAGCAGUAUUAGCUGGCACUUAAACAUGCAGUCUUUUUAGUGGCUUUACAGAACACUGCAGAAAAUUAGACUGCUAAAAGUGUUCUCUAUUAAAAACUUUCAUGUUUGGUUUUAUUCAAACAGCCUGUGCUGAUACAGGCACAUUUUUAAAUGUGAUUCUUUAUUGUGGUGAAAAACAAAUAGGCCUUUGAGCACAUGUUGCCUCUGCUCUGAUGCUCCAGAAGGAAUACAGCUGUGUUUCCAGUCACAUAGAAAGUAUUGUUCCCUCCUUUCUAAAAAAUGUCUUUCCUACAAUACUUUGGACAGUCUAUCUGUAAUCUUUAAAACAUGCUCUUCUAAAUCCAGACUGAUCCUAACCUUGUGUAGGUGCUGCUGUGAAAAUGCAAUGACUUGAGUGAGAUGUUGCUUAUGCUGCCAGAAGCUUGCAGCUUCCAUUUCAAAAUGUAAAUAUGCAACAGGUUACAAUGCACGUAAUUUCUAAAUCUUUCUAUGAUCAAAUUUUUCAAACUUGAUCAGUUUAACUUUUGACACUUCUAGGUUUGUCAGAAGAAAAAUGUUGUGAAAAGUAGAUUAACAUUUUCAAUUGUUAAGAUCAGAAACUCUCCAAAGAUUAUUCUAUCUGAGAUUCGUUGUACUGCAUGAAAGGUCAAACUAUUUGCACAAAGUUUGAAUUCACUGGCUGAGAAAUGAUGGUAGACUUUCUACUGCAGGCCAAUGAAAAUGUCAUUGUUACGUGAGGGUUUAAGCUUCCUGUCAUCUUGGUAAGUGUUAUGAAUCAUACAACUUACAUCAACACAAACAUGUCAUAUUAUCAUUAUUUAUUCUACAUCAUGUUACAACAUCUAUGCCUGAUCAGUGUACCAGAUAUUUAUGUCGCUCUUUUAUUUUCUGCCUUAAACUGCCCACUCAUCCAAGGUUUUGAAAAUUAAAGAAAUUCAGAGAUAUUAAAAUAUAUCAAAAAUAUUUGCAGGUAUUUAAAGACUAAAUUAAGUGAUAAAAGUUGUGCAGAUGUUGACAGCCUGAGAAAUACAAACAGUGUUGAAUUAUCCUUCGUUGAACGGUUGUUCUAAACAAAGUUUCAGCUAACCUUUCCUCUGCGCCUCUGUUCAGUGUUAGCCACAUUGUUUUAACUGCUGUUUGAAGCAGAUCUGUUUCUUAGAUAUGUUUAACUAACACUGCACUGCUAGGAAGGUGUUUAUAGGAAAAUGACACUGUAGCUCAUUAUAAAUUUAACUGUUAAAGUCUGACCAUUUGAGGAGUUUCAUGCAACUAUUCCAGCAAGAAGAUUAUUCUGAGAUGCUGUCAAUGUAGUGAAAUUGAUCUGAUAAGGUAAAAGUCUCUCUUUAACCACUGGUUGCUUGGUAACCCAGAUGUCACUCUAUUUGUCUUAUCACUCAGAUCAGAGUGCCACUCUAAACCGAUCAAAAACCCGAUCACUGAUACAUGGAUGAGAUGUGUCUCGCUUUAGCUCCAACGGUAUAUGGGACAAAGUGUAAAGUGAAUAUACUUUUCUGAAAUGCUUUGUAAGUAUACAUAAACUGUGAAUAAAGGAACAGUAUGGGCUUUUCUGUUACAGAAAAA
Xyrichtys novacula (pearly razorfish) is the source of this 10288-nucleotide messenger RNA. The record is from the annotation of a GenBank genome assembly. Lineage: Eukaryota; Metazoa; Chordata; Actinopteri; Labriformes; Labridae.